This is a messenger RNA of Melospiza georgiana, 1569 nucleotides long. RefSeq names its product solute carrier family 22 member 7 (gene SLC22A7). The record is from RefSeq and is a predicted model, not a curated record. NCBI's taxonomy places the organism in Eukaryota, Metazoa, Chordata, Aves, Passeriformes, Passerellidae. Gene Ontology annotation, molecular function: transmembrane transporter activity. The transcript is spliced from 9 exons. Gene Ontology annotation, cellular component: membrane. The coding region runs from base 1 to 1569 and encodes 522 amino acids. Gene Ontology annotation, biological process: transmembrane transport.
AUGAAAUUUGAGGAUCUCUUGCUGGAAAUUGGGGGCUUUGGCAGAUUCCAGAUUUUGAUUUUGGCUAUCCUCUGCCUCGCAAGGAUCAACCUUCCCAUGCAUUUCCUGCUGCACAAUUUUCUCGCUGCCACCCCCUUUCAUCACUGUGCAAUUCCACACCGAGAGGCAUUUGUGAACCUCACCAGGGAGGAAGUUCUGCUCAUCAGCAUCCCUCAGAAGCCUGAUGGCACUUUCAGCUCCUGUGAGAUGUUCUCACAGCCUCAGUUCCACCUGCUGCUCAACUCCUCUCUGCAGCCAGAGAACAAAUCCAUCAUCCAGCCCUGCCAGCACGGAUGGGUCUAUGACCACUCUCAGUUCACCUCCACCAUCUCCACCCAGUGGGACCUCGUGUGUGAGCAGCGUGGGCUGAACCAGGCGACAGCAACCUUCUUCUUCAUCGGCGUCACCGUGGGGGCCAUGGUGUUCGGGGACCUCUCCGACAGGUUUGGAAGGAAGGCCAUGCUGCAGCUGUCCCUGCUGUGCUCCCUGGUUUUUGGGAUGCUGAGCGCCGCCUCCGUGUCCUACACGAUGCUGGCCGUCACACGGACCCUCACUGGGGUGGCCCUGAGUGGCCUGUCCCUGAUUGUCCUGCCUCUGGGGAUGGAGUGGGUGGAUGUCCAGCACCGCACCUUCACCGGGAUCCUGAGCAGCAUCUUCUGGAGCGUGGGGAACAUGCUGCUGGCCCUGGCAGCCUACCUGGUGAGGGAGUGGCACUGGCUGCUGGUGGCUGUGACAGCUCCCUGCCUCCUGAGCAUCGUCUGCCUGUGGUGGGUCCCAGAGUCUGCCAGGUGGCUCAUAGCCAAGGGCAAAGUGAAGCAAGCCCACAGGCACCUGCUCAGAUGUGCAAGAAUGAAUGGAAGGAAAGACUUUGCUGUCUCACCAGAGGCCCUCACAAGGAUGGCAACAGACAAAAACAUGGGAGGGAGUUACUCCUACAUCAGCUUGUUCAGGACCCCAGUCCUGAGGAAGAUCUCUGUGUGUUCUGGUGUGGUGUGGUUCGGUGUUGCCUUCUCUUACUACGGCUUGAGCAUGAACCUGACUGGCUUUGGGCUCAGCAUCUAUCUCUCCCAGUUUGUCUUUGGUGUCAUUGAGAUUCCUGCCAAGAUGGCCAUGUACGUGCUGGUGAACCGAAUCGGCCGGCGGCAGAGCCAGGCAUGGACGCUCAUCCUGGCCGGGGUCUGCAUAGGAGCCAACAUCCUCAUUCCCAAGUCCUUCAGCUCCCUGCGUUCAGUAGUGGCCGUUUUGGGCAAGGGUUGCUCAGAAGCUGCCUUCACCACCGUCUUCCUGUACACCUCAGAGCUCUACCCCACCAUUCUGAGGCAGAACGGGAUGGGGUACACGUCGUUCCUGGCGCGCCUGGGAGGGGCACUGGCCCCGCUGGUGUUCCUGCUGGACGAGGUGUGGCGGUCCCUGCCCGAGGUGACAUACUGCGCCGUGGCCGUGUGCAGCGGCGCCACGGCCUUCCUGCUCCCGGAGACGCUCAACACACGCCUGCCCGAGGGCAUCGAGGACGUGGAGAAGCCACAGUGA